UGCAGCCGCUCGAUGUUGUCCGUUCGCUCUCCCGCUUUGUCUUCACCACUCAGACAUAACAUUCGGUCAUAUGCCAUCUCAGUGCAGCCGUCGGUGAUCUAUGACAAAAAGCCCUCACCUCGUAUCUACUCGGAGAAGAAGGCAGUCCUUUACAGCCGCUACGCUCGUCUUCUCAAGACAAACACACCCCUCAUCUUCUUCCAACAUGACAAGAUCAAUGCUCCCAAUUUCGUGAAAAUUCGUCGCGAGAUUGGCAUUGCUGCCGCGAAAAACGUCGUCGCCACACCAUCAUUGGCCAACCCCGGCCCAACCCCCAUAUCCUCAGACGUCCCAACCCUUCCUAAAUUCACUGUCAUUCGAUCAUCCAUUUUUGGUGUCGCGUUGCGCGAACACGCUCCUGUAGACCAACAAGCCUGCGAAUCCAUCGCCUCCGAGGCUGGCACGGGUCCUCUUGCAGUCCUCUCCCUUCCAUCACUACACCCACCACAAUUGAACGCCAUCCUUCGCGCUCUGGACCGUGCCAUGCCCAGACGAAAACCACCUACCCCCGCAGAAAUCGCAGCGAAAGAGGCAGAGAAGUCGGGAGACCCGCCGAACCCCGGUCGACGGAUGAAGCGUCAGCGGCCAGUUUUCCAGCCCGACUUGGUCGUUGUCGGGGCAUUGAUCGAGGGCAGAGUGUUCAAGGCGGAGGGGUUGAAGGAGGUGGCUAAGUUGCCGACGUUGGAUACGUUGAGGGCACAGAUCGUGGGUAUGUUGUCGUCGCCUGCGGCACAACUGGCAGGUGUAUUGAGUCAGGCGAGUGGAGGGCAAUUGGCGAGGACUUUGGAGGGGUUGAAGAAGGGUCUAGAAGACGCUGAGGGAUCACCACCUGCUUCAUCGUAGUGGUAUAUUGAGGUAUACCGAUGGCAUUAGACCUCUUCCUUCUGGCAUAACAUACGCGUUAAAUUCACCGCGCUU
Stereum hirsutum FP-91666 SS1 is the source of this 957-nucleotide messenger RNA. RefSeq lists its product as uncharacterized. The record is from RefSeq and is a predicted model, not a curated record. Lineage: Eukaryota; Fungi; Basidiomycota; Agaricomycetes; Russulales; Stereaceae. Gene Ontology annotation, cellular component: mitochondrial large ribosomal subunit. Bases 13 to 882 code for a protein of 289 amino acids. Gene Ontology annotation, molecular function: structural constituent of ribosome. Gene Ontology annotation, biological process: translation. The transcript has a single exon.